UGGCGCAGGGCGCGGCCCCGCCUCUCCCCGCUUCCCCCACACGGCAGGCGGCGAGCGGAGCGGCGGGACCCACCGGGCCCACGGCGGAGGCCCAGCAGGUAGGCAGGGAGCCGCUCCUCAUCCCGCCCCAAGCCGCUUCCCCGAGGAGAAGGGAGGAAAAAGUCCAGGAGGAGACAUGAAACCACCUCUGAGGGACGGGGAAGCGCGGUGAGGGCUUCCCGCAGGAAUCUUGACCCCUCUCGGCGGCUGUACGCCGUUCCCGCCUAAAGCUGCGGUGGGCGGGCCGAGGCCUCCUCGCCCCGCCGAGGCCCUGCGGCCAUGAAGCUGCUGCGCCUGUUGUGCCGCCACAAGACGGCCCUGGGCCUGGGCGGCCUCUCGCUGUUCGGCGCCGUCCUGCUCUACCUGGCCAAGUGCACCUCGGAGGGGCUGCGGCCACUGCCCGCGCCCCGCGGGCUCCCGCAUCAGCAGCCCGCGGUCCCACCACCCCGUGGGCCGCACCCCCCGGCCGCCCCGCCACCUUCCCCUGAGGAAACCGCCUUCCUGGCCGUGCUGGUCACCAGCGGGCCCAAGUACAGCGAGCGGCGCAGCAUCAUCCGCAGCACGUGGCUGUCGGCCGCCGGACGCCCUCCUCACGACGGCAUCUGGAGCCGCUUCGUGGUGGGCACGGCCGGGCUGGGCGCCGAGGAGCUGCGGAGCCUGGAGCUGGAGCAGAGCCGGCACAGGGACCUCCUGCUGCUGCCCGAGCUGCGCGACUCCUACGAGAACCUGACCGCCAAAGUCCUGGCUGCCUACGUCUGGCUGGAUCAACACCUGGACUUCCAGUUCGCCCUCAAAGCCGACGACGACACCUUCGUGCGCUUGGAUGUGCUGGUGGAGGAGCUGAGGGCCAAGGAGCCGCGGCGCCUCUACUGGGGCUUCUUCUCCGGCCGCGGCCGAGUGAAAUCCGGCGGCAAGUGGAAAGAGAGCGCCUGGGUGCUCUGUGACUACUACCUGCCCUACGCCCUGGGCGGCGGGUACGUGAUUUCUGCAGAUCUGGUGCGCUAUUUGCGCCUCAGCAGGGACUACCUGAACAUGUGGCAGAGCGAAGAUGUGUCCCUGGGGGUCUGGCUGGCCCCCAUCGACGUGAAGAGGGUGCACGACCCUCGUUUCGACACCGAGUACAAGUCCCGAGGGUGCAACAAUAAGUACAUAGUAACUCAUAAGCAAAGCAUCGAGGACAUGCUGGAAAAGCACCAGACGCUGGCUAAAGAAGGAAAGCUCUGUAAGGAGGAGGUUAAGCUCAGGCUUUCCUACAUGUACGACUGGGGAGUGCCUCCUUCACAGUGCUGCCAGAGGAAGGAUGGAAUCCCCUGAGAGGCCGGGGAACAGGCGGAGUGUUGGUGGACGCUGUGAGCUCGGUUACUGUUACUUGGGGAGAAUCCCAGUAGCAAGGGCUUCAAAGUUAUUCAAAAAGAUUUUGCACGAUUCGUUACGUCAUGAUCAACGGAACCCUGAAACUCCUAAGAGCUGUUGACGUGGGAUGAUGUAGAGAUGCUUAAAAAAAAAAAAGUGACAAAAAGCAAGGAAAGGCUCAUAUGGCAGGAUAACACGUUGCAAAAUAUGGAUAGUAGAGAAAAUUUGGGGGAGAUAACUUGGAUGAAAAGUUGCUGGAAGAUCUUUAACAGAUUCCAAGAUUUAUUCUGCUAGAGAUCGCAGCAGGUCUCUAUGGUGGGGCAGAUUGUGAAACCAGCAUUUGCUGUUUAUUUCUUGGCAAGGAAAGAGUGUCAGUUUGGCAAGGUCUAAAGGUUCUGGCGGGGCUGCAAAUGAGCCACUGUUGCGGGUGGGAGCAGGUGCCUGGUUAUUGACACCGGUGGUCAAGUAAAGGGAAGAAUUUGACCUGGAUAUUCGUGUUAAGGGAGGGAGAGUCAGUCUGUUCUCUGGCGAGUGCUCCAGUUCACGAGAACGAAAUUAUUACCUUCUGUUUAACUCAUCUCUAGGAUUUUUCCUGUUUUCAGGACAUAAUGUACAUAAAAUAUCCGGCAGCUAUGGAGUAAGUCUGGAUUUAGAAAGGUGAAUAAGCUACGGUAUUUGGGAGAUAUAGAAUAUGUUAUUUUGGAGGCAGAUAGUUACGCUACAAAGUGAGCCUGCAGCUGCUGUGCAGAGGUGUCCCCCCCAAAUUCCUGUUUGAAGAGAACUUUGUCUCUCUGUUCAGGACCUACAUUGUGAUUUAAGGAGAUUUAAUCCCCCAGCAGUCACUGGGAUCCCCAAAGCUGAACUGUGCGGGUUCCUCUUCUCCAACUGCAGCUCAGAGCGGAACUAAAACUCAUUUUACAGGAGAUGUAAGUUAAUUGCUCAAGUGAUACGUCAAUGAAUGUCCCUUAAUCCUGUCUACACUACAAAUAACUCCAGUUCAGACAGAGCUUGUCGGCGGCAGGUUAAUAUUGAACAGGAAACACAGGCAGGACAUCCUUGGCCAUAGAAUGGAUGACUUAGACAAUUUCAUUGCAUUAUUUAUCUUCAAACCUUUAGGUAAGCCUAUAACUCAAAUGCUUUUAAAUGGCAGCUGCUCUAAUACACAGAAAUACUUUUUUCCCAGUGUUAAUACAGAGCUACUGACUUCCAGAAACCUUUGUCAGCUGCGGAUCUUGCGGUAGAAGCAGAGUUUUUGCUUUUAUGCCUGAAGGGCAUUCUUAAUUCUCAGUUUUACUGUGUGUUGCACACUGCACUUUCAUACCAUUUCAUUCCGUCCCUCCCACCUGCAGGAACAGACUCAUUGCAAAGACAAAAAUAAAGAAGAGGUGCCAAUGUCUCGGUAUUUUUGCUUCUUAAAUUAGCCAGUUAGCAGUACAUACCAAAGGAGUCGAGUGGUUUUUGUUAUUCUUCUCGUUUUGAUUAAUUUAUUGAGGAUUAGGAAAAGUCUUCUGCAGAGGAUGAUAAUUCUCCAUGUUGAAGUCGUGAACAAAUCUUCUAAAACCAAGGAAGAUACUGAAAAAAUGAGUUAUGUUAGCAUGUGUCCAUUCUAACGCACGCUUCUGUAUCAACAGAUAAGCAGAUGCUCUUUUCAGCAAGGUCUGCUAUUCCAGAACAAGAAUUUAACAAGAUUACAGGAAAUUUAAAUUGAUUUUAGCAUUUUAAAAACCCAUCUCGUUGCCAUUUGGGGUUCACUAGUAUUGUGUGUAUAUAGGUGAUUACAUGCUUGUAAUGUAUUUAUUUAUAAUUAUUGAAAACGUAUUAUGUAUAGGAAAAAUAAGAUAGUUCAAUGUCAUUUUGAAUUUGUUUGAGGAGGUUCUGUAACAUCCAUGAGAAUUAUGUAUCAAGCAGAGCUUGGAUUUCUGGGUGUAGAAGCUGUUAUUUAAGGUACUGCAGAUCAAACCUCCGCUUUGUGUCUCUCAAGCUGGUCAGAAUGUGCUUCUUAUCCAUUUUAUCAAUAACUGCGCUAUGGAAAUCAUUUACAACGCCGACUUGGACUCUCCGUACCCACAACUCCCAUCCUCGCCCCCAAAAAAGCGUUUUUCCUUGCUGGCAAAAUCAACAGCUGCAAAAUGCUGGAUCCCCCUUUGAUAUUUGACCCCAUGGAAAACGUUUGUGUACAAAUACUUGAUAAUUAAGCGAUUCUCUUGAUGAAUUUCUCAUACGAGUGUCGGGAAGAGAGUGGAAACCCUGGAAUUCAGAGCCACAGGGCCCGGUGCCCACCAGGGUCUGAUGUUACGAGGUGGAGUUGGGAAAUGAUGGUGAUUGCUCAGAAUUCCUCGUACCUGGAUGUUGCUUCAUUAAACCCUUUUUCUUGGAGGUUCCCCAUGUUUUGCCCUUGUUGCAAAACAAAUUAACACAGAAGAUUUGACAGAUUCGUGUCCUUCGGUGAAUGAUUUUAGUUUUCUUGGUAGACGUCCCCUUCCUGGAAACACAGCGCUUAGAUCUCAAUCCUCGUUAACUGAGGAAUUCCACAAAAAUAAAAGGUUUUAAGACUUUUUUGCAUAUUGUAAGAGCAAAUGGAAUCAUUUAGGAGAGCAGACAUCCCAUAUGUUGUAUGGAAAAGCCUAGAAAAACAUUAGCAAGCACAGGAUUAUUUUUAUUUUCUAUUUUACUAGAAAGAACUUGCGUGUGAAAGCCUUGUUAAUGUUCUGAAUAAUUGCGAAAGUCUAUUCCAGAAGUGAGUCACUAAAGUUUUAGAACUUAACAUCUCCAGCCAAAUUUCAUUUUCAAGUCCAUUUUGUCUAAAGCAAAAUAUAAAGCCCAUUUUGAACAAUGUACAGAUUUGAGUGUUUUAAAAGCAGGAAUUGAAGGCUGGUUUUUGUAGCUUCUCAGGACCAGGUUCUGUAUUUCCUGACGUCAUCUCACUAGUUUAUGAUGGUUUUGUACUUGAAAACUAUGGUGUCAUCUUUGUCUCUUGAAAAACAAUUAUAUCAGAACAAGAAGUGUUAUUGUAUCCAC
Messenger RNA from Columba livia (rock pigeon), 4410 nucleotides. It is a transcript of the gene B3GALT6, whose product is annotated as beta-1,3-galactosyltransferase 6. Gene Ontology annotation, biological process: glycosaminoglycan biosynthetic process. Gene Ontology annotation, molecular function: UDP-galactosyltransferase activity. The coding region runs from base 319 to 1353 and encodes 344 amino acids. The transcript has a single exon. Gene Ontology annotation, cellular component: Golgi membrane. The record is from RefSeq and is a predicted model, not a curated record. NCBI's taxonomy places the organism in Eukaryota, Metazoa, Chordata, Aves, Columbiformes, Columbidae.